Molecule: messenger RNA, 957 nt
Organism: Etheostoma cragini (Arkansas darter)
Lineage: Eukaryota; Metazoa; Chordata; Actinopteri; Perciformes; Percidae
Product: zinc finger protein 768-like
Exons: 3
Coding region: 241-957 (238 amino acids)
Biological process (GO): regulation of transcription by RNA polymerase II
Molecular function (GO): DNA-binding transcription factor activity; RNA polymerase II cis-regulatory region sequence-specific DNA binding
Source: RefSeq, a predicted model, not a curated record
CCCUGCCUCCAGUGUGCGGCGGCUGCAGGUGAGUCGACCCCCCUGACCGUCGCGGUGAUCAAGGUGGAGGACGACCCCGAGUCCUGGUCCCAGUCUGAGCGGGACAAAGCCCCGCCCCCUCCGACCAAACAGGAAGUAGCGGAGGAAGACGGCGCUCCUCCGCCGCCGUGGGUUAGCGGGGACGUCCAGGAAACCCUGACCUCCGGCCAGAAGUCAGAAACCAGCGGCUACGACUGUCUGAUGUAUGAGACGCCGCUCCAGCACGGCGCCCUCACUACCCAGAAUCCUUUGAGGGAGGAUCCCGGCUGCUCAUACGCGGUGAACGCCGCCGCGACCGAUUUAGCCGGCAGCAGCUUCGAUUUCCCCGUCAUUGAGCAGCCGGCUGCAGGUCUCCCCACCGGCCAGCAGAGGGCGCCACCACCGCCUGCAGACGAGCCGCAGCUCCCCGUGAGGAAAGAGCCGGCGGGACGACUCUACUCCAUCAGGAGGGACGGCUGGCGUCCUCGGGACCUCAGCGGGGGCGGGGGGGAGGACGGCGGCGUCGGCGCCAGGGCGUUCGUCUGCAGCUUCUGCGGGAAGAGCCUGGCGUGCCUGAAGAACCUGAAGACCCACAUGAGGGUGCACACGGGCGAGAAGCCGUUCGUCUGCGCGCUCUGCGGCAAGCGCUUCUCCGACUCCAGCAACCUGAAGCGCCACCAGAGCGUGCACACGGGCGAGAAGCGCUACGGCUGCGUGCACUGCGGCAAGCGCUUCGCCCAGUCGAGCUCGCUGAAGGUGCACAUGAGCGUGCACACGGACUGCAAGCAGUUCAGGUGCUCCUUCUGCGGGAAGACCUUCAUCUCGGGGAGCCACCUACGCCGCCACGUCAGCGUGCACGCCGGGGAGAGACGGUCCAGUGACCCCGGAGCCGGGUGGGGGGGCACGAGGGCGGGGGCGGGGUCGGGGGGGCACCCCUAG